Hyaloscypha bicolor E is the source of this 1085-nucleotide messenger RNA. RefSeq lists its product as uncharacterized. Gene Ontology annotation, cellular component: mitochondrial intermembrane space. Gene Ontology annotation, molecular function: phosphatidic acid transfer activity. The transcript has a single exon. Bases 98 to 832 code for a protein of 244 amino acids. NCBI's taxonomy places the organism in Eukaryota, Fungi, Ascomycota, Leotiomycetes, Helotiales, Hyaloscyphaceae. The record is from RefSeq and is a predicted model, not a curated record. Gene Ontology annotation, biological process: phospholipid transport.
CUCACCACCUCCUCACAACAACCACACGACCACCUCCGUUCGUGCUGUCCACCGACCAAAACAAGCAAAAUCAAAUGUCUCUCCACCAGCAUCCACAAUGGUGAAAUUCUUCGACUCCUCCUUCACUUAUGACUACUCCUUCCCAGCCGUGACCCUUGCCUACUUCCUGCGAUACCCGAACCCCUACAGCACACACGUCCUCUCGACCGACGUAAUCGAGCGCUCCAUCGACAGUAACGGCCGCCUGAAAACCCUACGCAUCCAUCGCAAGUCCUCUCGUCUGCCGCCUGCGGUGCUGAAGCUGCUUCCGAAGAGCGUGCUAGGUAAUGUCAGUGGCGGGCGCUCGGAAAGCUAUAUUUUGGAGACGAGCACGAUUGAUGUGAAGGAAGGAUGGAUGCGUACUGAGAGUAAGAAUCUUGAUUGGACGGGCAUAUUGAGUGUGGUUGAGAAGCAGGAGUAUCAGAGGAGGGUGCCAGAUGAUGAGGGUGAUGAUUUUAGUGUCGCGGCUGGGACCACGGGGGUCGUUACUACGGUGAUGUUCAGGAGUCGGCUGGGAGAUAGAUUAAGGGCGAGAGCAAAUAGGAAGGAUGGGGUGAAGGAGGAGGCUGAGGAGAAGAAGGGCUUCUUGGCGAGCUGGAGCACGAGCGGGAUUCAGCGGAGCAUCGAGGCGAUUGCCAGCCGACGGACGGAGAACCAGUUGGGGAAGAGCAAAGAGGGCAUGAAGGUUGUGUUGGAGAGAUUGAGGAGCGGUGGUUUAGUAGGCGUAUUGGAGGGAAUGAGAAGAGAUAGGGAGAUGGCAUUUGGUGGUGAGAAUGUGUGGACUCGGGGGUGAGGUGGAAGCACAUUUGACGAGGUCUGUAACAAGGUAUACGGAUCUUUCGGAAGAUAAUUUUUUCAGGCCACGGGCCUUUGUACAGGUACACACAUUUGGGAGCGAGGAGUCUGGGUUGGUCGUCCGGGCGUUUUGUUCCAUUAGUCCGCUCUCCAACAAAGUAUAAAAAGUAAUUAAAAUGCUUGGAAAUUUUAUAUUAUACGUGAGGUCAAUGUCUAGUGUAUACAAUCGUUCUAAUAGAGUUGAAGUUUCU